UAUGCAAGCAAAAGUAGGCUAUGUGAUGUUCUACAGGAGAGCAUUGCUUAGCAGUUUAAUCCAGUUAGGUCGAAGACGACAAACAACUGGUUUACCUCAUACAAAGUUAGAUGUGCUAAACGAAUGGCGUACAUAACUAAAGACGAAAGGGAGCGUGAUGGUCUCGUGAAACACACCGGAGGAUGCCACUGUGGCGCGGUGAGGUUUGAGGUGUGGAGCGGUCCGCAUUUACACGUGUUUAACUGCAAUUGCAGUAUUUGUACAAAGAAACAGAAUCGCCACUUCAUUGUGCCAAAAUCCCAGUUCACCUUGCUGCAGGGCUCAGACAACAUAACCACAUACACAUUUAACACACACAUGGCCAAGCACACAUUCUGCAAAACGUGUGGCGUCCAGAGUUUCUACACUCCACGUUCCAACCCUGAUGGGUUUGGUGUGGCACCUCAUUGUUUGGACCCUGGAACAGUGAGCAGUGUCACUGUGGAAGAUUUCUGUGGGCAGAACUGGGAAGAAAGUAUGCAGAAGCAUCAAACUAUAAGAAGUAUGUCAAAACCAACAACGGACACUUAACUCACUUUUUCCAUUGGUCAAUUAAGCCCUAAGAUUAAAUUGUACUCUUCUGCUUCUGAAGGCAUUUUUACCAAUAUAUUAGUCACAACAUGAAUAGACCUUGAGGUUUUGUACCUUUUGUUUAUUACCUUUGAGACCUCCUACUGUAUGUGUACUCUUAAUUGUUAACAAAAUUCACUUUUGUAGAUAUAUACAUUUGUAAUAAAUAUUUAUCGCCUGAGAAAAUGUAACAAAAAUGGAUGAAUCAUCUUCUAUAUACAGCAUGGCUAUAUACAGAUUUUUUUUUGAAACAGCUUUUUAUAGCUGCACUGUCUAGAAUGAAAAACAUCAUCAUCCCCCUAAAUGAUAGGGACAAACUGUAGGGAUUUUAAGAUGAAGAGGGGAUGAUAUCUUUGGUAUGUACUAACCCGACUACCUUGUUUCCUCAAGAAAUGUAUCAACAAAGCAUAUCAUCUGAAGAAAUGUUAGCAAAG
Carassius carassius (crucian carp) is the source of this 1043-nucleotide messenger RNA. It is a transcript of the gene cenpv, whose product is annotated as centromere protein V. NCBI's taxonomy places the organism in Eukaryota, Metazoa, Chordata, Actinopteri, Cypriniformes, Cyprinidae. Gene Ontology annotation, molecular function: carbon-sulfur lyase activity. The transcript is spliced from 5 exons. The coding region runs from base 124 to 570 and encodes 148 amino acids. The record is from RefSeq and is a predicted model, not a curated record.